UUGGCUACUGAGUAGAUACGGGAACAGAACAGUAACAUACAGCAACAUGGGGCAGUACAGUGGCUCUAUGGGUGUAACGUUGUUGUGGAUUCUGCUGUGGAUAUCUAGAUCCGGUCAGGGACUCUCAGCUGAACAAUUGUCAAAGAAGAUAUUUUUCCUUGCCGAGACCAAUAACAGAGUCACUCUCCAAGUUUCCCCUGCAGUUCCGAAAGGGACAGCGCACCAAUGGAUGUGGACCUCACAUGACGGCAGACACUCAAACACUUCAGUAGCCCGAAUCACUUCCUCCAUGAGUAGAAAACCUGAUUGGAACACACAGGCUCCUUUCUCACAAGGAACAGGAUAUGACCUGUCUAUGCAAACAAAACAUGAAAAUGCUGGAGAGUUUGUGCUCAUGCAAACCAAACCAGCUUCAGCAGUUCUGGCGAGAUUUGAGGUGUUUAGUUUUGUGUUUAAAGUGACACCAACCUAUAAUGGUAAUAAAGUGUAUCUGGGAUCUGAUGUGAGUGUGCGUUGCGAGGUGUCCCACAUACCAGAUGGGGCCACACUGCAGUGGGAAAGACAUGGAGAUUCCACAUCUAACACCACGCUGUUCUACAACAAAACAGCCCAUAUGAUCAUCCACACUGUCGAUCAGAAUUACCAGGGGAGAUCUAACUGCAAUUUCAGACUGAAUGGAGAAUUGUUGUUUACAGUUUAUACUACACUGAAUGUGCAAACAGGCACAUUUAGUAACCCAUUGAUACAUCUGUUUCGAGAGAGCAGCAACAGCAGUGAGGUGAAGUUGAUCUGCAGGUCAAGUCCCCCGAGUUCCUCAUACAGCAGAGCCGACUGGACCAUGAGCAGAUCAACAACAUCUGUUACUCUGACUUCAUCAGGCAAAGUCAGAAGCGACCGAUUCUCAUCUCCCUCAUUCAACGGAUAUGAUUUCCCACUGCAUGUCUCACCGGUGACAUUUGAGGAUAGAGGAGUUUUCACAUGUUUCUUUGAACACCAAAGGUUCAGCUCGGUUAAAAUCACAACCAUUCGAGUAUCUGAAUCUGGAGGGCCCCCUGGUGGCCAGCCCAUGGUGGUGAGGUGUGAGGUGUCGGAGGUGAGCCCCGACCCUCUGACCCUGGCCUGGAUGAGGAUGGAGGGGAGCAGGUGGCUGCUGGUCAAACAGGACGUCCUGACAAAGAGUCACCCUAACAGGACGCUCAGUGUGACCCUGCCCAGCCUCCGUAGCAACCAGCUGCACUGGCAGUGUGCUGUGUUCACAGAGGGCAUGCUCAGAGCGACAGCCUCCCUGACCCUCACACUCCCCACACAGACAACAAUGUCGUCAAUGACAGAUGACUGUCUGCGGACUGUGGUCAUUGUAGGCUGCAUUGCUAUGGUUGUUGCUGGGGUCCUGGUUGGUGCUCUGGUGUUCUACCUGAAGAGGAAGAAGACAGCUGUGACGAACCUACCGCUGACCCAGAAAAAUGACCCAGUCUACGAUAACGCCACAGAUCCACGAAGAGACCAAGAGAGCCAGAAGGGUCAAACAGGGGAAGAUGAGAAUGAGGAAGUUCAUUACUCUGAAUUUGCUUUGGGUGAACCCAGGCUUGGUGAUACCAACAGAGUCACAGCAAGGUCAAAUCAGGACAGUGCUGUGAUCUAUUCAACUCUCAACAUAUAAGGAAAAUUACUCAUGUUAAGUUUCAGGGAUUGUUCCACAUUUUGACAAUGACUUAAUGUGUAUUAGUUUACAGAGAAAAUUAUACCACAAUACUGAUUGGUUUUGAAAUUAUGCUAUAUGCCAGUUACCUUUCAUUUUAAACCUAUGAGAUUUGUUCAAUUAGUUUAUUAUACUGCUUUUGAUUCGUGCAUUUAAUGAUACAGUAAUAUAUGCUUACUAAGACUGCUGUGUAAAUACAGCAGCUAGCCCAAUUGGGGGGUUUACAUUUUGGUCUGAAAUAUUGAUGGCUGUAACCUACAUUGCAGCCAUGGAUGCAAAUAAUAGUUUUAUUUAAUUGUUGGCUUUCAGGCAUGUGCAUUUUGUAUGUUUCAUUCGAUAUAUGUUUAAAUAAAAAUGUUUUUCUUCUUAUUGCA
Messenger RNA from Oncorhynchus keta (chum salmon), 2073 nucleotides. RefSeq lists its product as uncharacterized. The transcript has 10 exons. Bases 47 to 1660 code for a protein of 537 amino acids. The record is from RefSeq and is a predicted model, not a curated record. Gene Ontology annotation, cellular component: external side of plasma membrane; membrane raft. Gene Ontology annotation, molecular function: protein tyrosine kinase binding; MHC class II protein binding. Gene Ontology annotation, biological process: interleukin-15-mediated signaling pathway; positive regulation of ERK1 and ERK2 cascade; T cell activation. NCBI's taxonomy places the organism in Eukaryota, Metazoa, Chordata, Actinopteri, Salmoniformes, Salmonidae.